Messenger RNA from Lolium rigidum, 3487 nucleotides. RefSeq names its product FT-interacting protein 3-like. Bases 86 to 3211 code for a protein of 1041 amino acids. The record is from RefSeq and is a predicted model, not a curated record. Lineage: Eukaryota; Viridiplantae; Streptophyta; Magnoliopsida; Poales; Poaceae. The transcript has a single exon.
GCAGAGCAGCCAUGGCCGCCCCUCCAACUCCUAUCCUGCCUCCUAAACCCCACUCGUAACUCGUACCCAAUCCUCCACCACCACGAUGAAGCUGGCCGUGGAGAUCUCGGACGCGUCGGACCUUCCCCCGAAGGACAACGCGGCCACCUGCAACGCCUUCGUCGAGGUCGACUUCGACGGCCAGAAGCAGCGCACCGCCACCCGGCCCGCCGACCGCUCCCCACAGUGGAACGAGACCCUCCUCUUCGACGUCCGCGAUGAUCCGGACCCGGGCCGGCUCCCCUCGAUCCCCGCCGUCGAGGUGUCCGUGCUCCACGACCGCCGCCUCAGCGACCACAACGCGGUCCGCCCCAGCGCCUUCCUCGGCCGCGUCCGCCUCACCGGGGACUCCUUCGCGCCGUCGCCCGACGAGGCGGUGGUCCAGAGGUACCCGCUCGAAAAGCGCGGGCUCUUCUCCCGCGUGUCCGGGGACAUCGCGCUCCGCCUCUACCUGCUGGAUGGUCGUGAUCGCGCCGACGGUGCCGCCGCAGCAGCAGCUGCUGCUAAUUCUAGUUCCGCUGCUCCCACGAUGAUGAACAACGUAGAUCAAAAUCAGCGGCGCGCCGACCCCGCAGCCGCAAGCAUGGACCCCGAGAGGGUCGUCAGGAACGCGUUCGCCGCCGCCCCAUCCGAGGCGGCGCGGACGCCGGCGGCCGAGUCCAUGGGAAAGAGCAGCCACGAGCCGCGCGUGUUCCGCUCGAUACCGGCCUCUUCCUCCGAGCCACGACGCGCCACGCUGCACGCCAUGGCAGCGCCGCCUCCACCACCGGGGCAGACGGUGGUCAUGCCGCGCCCCGCAGGCCCGCCACCAGCCCAACCACCAGGCUCCGCGUACGGCCUGGUGGAGACGAGGCCUCCGCUCCCAGCGAAAAUGGGUCCGCGCUCGUCGGCGGCGAAGAUCGCGUCCACCUACGACAUGGUGGAGCCCAUGACGUACCUCUACGUGACCGUCGUCAAGGCCCGGGACCUUCCCACCAUGGACAUCACGGGCUCGCUGGACCCGUACGUGGAGGUGAAGCUGGGCAACUUCAAGGGCGUGACGCGGCACCUGGAGAAGAACUCCAACCCGGUGUGGCGCCAGACGUUCGCCUUCUCCGGCGCGCACCUGCAGUCCAGCCAGCUGGAGGUCAUCGUCAAGGACAAGGACGUCCUCCGCGACGACUUCGUCGGCCGUGUCGUCUUCGACAUGUCCGACAUUCCCAGCAGGCUGCCGCCCGACUCGCCGCUCGCGCCGCAGUGGUACCGCCUCGCCGACGCGCACGGCAACAAGAUGCAGCAUGGCGGCCACCAUGGGUACGGCGAGAUCAUGCUGGCGGUGUGGCUGGGCACGCAGGCCGACGAGGCGUUCCCGGAGGCGUGGCACUCGGACGCGCACUCGCUUUCUCAGGAAGGCCUCACCAACACGCGCUCCAAGGUUUACUACUCGCCAAAGCUCAUCUACCUCAAGCUCUCCGUCAUCGCCGCGCAGGACCUGAUCCCCGCCGAGAAGGGCCGGCCUCUCGCGGCCACCAUCGCCAAGAUCCAGAUGGGGAACCAGAUCCGGCGGACCAGGCCGCAGAGCGGGACGGCGAACCCGAUAUGGAGCGAGGAGUUCAUGUUCGUCGCCAGCGAGCCGUUCGAGGACCCGCUGGUGGUGACUGUGGAGGAGAGGGUCGCCGCCGGCCGCGACGAGCCCAUCGGCCGCCUGAUCAUCCCCGUCAAUUCGCCGUACGUGCCGCGCAACGACCUGGCGAAAUCCGUUCCGUCGAAAUGGUUCAGCCUGUCGCGCGGGAUGACGAUGGAGGAGGCGGCGGCCGACGUGACCAGCAGCAUCAAGAACAGGGAGUCGUCCAAGACGUUCGCCAGCAAGAUCCACCUGAAGAUGAGCCUGGAGACGGCGUACCACGUGUUGGACGAGUCGACGCACUACAGCAGCGACCUGCAGCCGGCGGCCAAGAAGCUGCGGAAGAGCGCCAUUGGCAUCCUCGAGGUUGGCAUUCUCAGCGCGCUCGGCCUCGGCGGCAACAAGAACCCGUACUGUGUGGCCAAGUACGGCUCCAAGUGGGUGCGCACGCGCACGCUGCUGUUCACGGCGGCGCCGCAGUGGAACGAGCAGUACACGUGGGAGGUGUUCGACCUCAGCACCGUCAUCACCGUCGCGGUGUUCGACAACGCCAACCUCCACCACGGCCACGGCCACGAGCCCAGCAAGGACCAGAGGAUCGGCAAGGUGCGCGUCCGGCUCGCCACGCUGGAGACCGACAGGGUGUACACGCACUACUACCCUCUGAUGGCGCUCACCCCGUCGGGGCUGAAGAAGACGGGGGAGCUCCACCUAGCCGUCCGGUUCACGUGCACGGCGUGGGCCAACAUGCUGGCGCAGUACGGCCGGCCGCUGCUGCCGAAGAUGCAUUACACGAACCCGAUUUCGGUGCUGCAGCUGGACUACCUCCGGUUCCAAGCGAUGCAGAUGGUGGCGACGCGUCUAGGCAGGGCGGAGCCGCCGCUGCGGAGGGAGGUGGUGGAGUACAUGCUCGACGUUGACUCGCACAUGUUCAGCCUACGGCGCAGCAAGGCCAACUUCUACCGGAUCAUCUCCCUCUUCUCCGGCGCCGUCGCCGUGGGGAGAUGGUUCGACGGCAUCUGCAAGUGGAAGAACCCACUGACGACGAUCCUGGUCCACGUGCUCUUCCUCAUCCUGGUGUGCUACCCGGAGCUGAUCCUGCCCACGGUGUUUCUAUACCUGUUCAUGAUCGGGGUGUGGAACUACCGGCGGCGGCCGCGCAAGCCGCCCCACAUGGACACCGUGCUGUCGCACGCGGAGCUUGCCCACCCGGACGAGCUUGAUGAGGAGUUCGACACGUUCCCGACGUCCAAGCCGAGCGACGUUGUUCGGAUGCGGUACGACCGGCUGCGGAGCGUCGCCGGCAGGGUGCAGACGGUGGUCGGCGACCUGGCCAUGCAGGGGGAGCGCGCCCAGUCACUGCUCAGCUGGCGGGACCCCAGGGCCACGGCGAUCUUCAUCACGCUGUCACUGGUGGUGGCGAUCGUGCUGUACGUGACGCCGUUCCAGGUGGUGGCCGUCGUCGCCGGCCUGUACUUACUCCGCCACCCACGGUUCAGAAGCAAGCAGCCGUCCGUGCCGUUCAACUUCUACAAGAGGCUCCCGGCCAAGGGCGACAUGCUCCUAUGACCUGGAAAAUCUCUUUCUUCUCUCUUUUUUGCAUAGAGCUACUACCACGUUAGUGGUCAAUUACAUUUACAGGUUCAGUAUGAAUAUAGUCACAACUACACUAUCAGUACUACAUAAGACUACGAUCAAUCACUUUCUUUGUGUUAAAAAAAAUAAGUGGAGCAAUUACGGUUAAGGUUGGAACAGAUAUACUAGAUACUCUGAACAUUCAGAAGGUUCCUCUGCAAUUAUUAAAUUGAGUUGGGAAAGGAAGAGAACAAAGCAGCAGAUGCAACA